AUGUCCCGGCGACAGGUGUCCGCGGAGAGACGGGAAAAGGGCCCUGAUGAACCUCCCGCAUAUCGACAACGUGUGGACGAAGAGGUCCCAGGGCCGGAAAAGAUCAGUACCGACCACACCCACCGCAAUCUCAAGCCUCGACAUAUUCAAUUGAUAGGAAUCGGGGGGACUAUCGGCACUGCUCUUUUUGUUCAAAUCGGCAAGGGUUUGCUUAGCGGUGGACCUGCAAGUUUAUUUAUUGCGUUUUCUUGGUGGUAUGUUUUUCCCAGCAAGCUGCAUACCCCUACACCCCUACAUACACCUUUGGACGACGUUAUUUCUACUGUUGGUUGGCACGACACAUUCCCUGCCUUUUGCGAGAGACUCCUAGCCAUUUUCGAGGAUGAAAACAGAGCCCGCCAUGACAUCACUCAAUUUCCUUAUUUUGCGUCUGAUUUCAUCUUCUGCGCAUUGUUGCUAUUCCUCCUUUCCCUUUUCUUUUCUCUUUUUCUUUCUUUCUUUUUAUGGGAACGUUUGACUCUUAUACGGAUAAAUAGGUGCACUUUCAUCUUGGCCAUUACUAUGUGUAAGAAACCUCGGAAACUACUAUCAGCCAUGCCGGUCGACAGUGUCACAUACCUGCCGUCUUUUGCCAACAAGCACCAAUGCCCCCAUACAGCAUGCAUGGCGGAAAUGGUAACGUAUUUACCUAUAUCUUCGCCCUUUGUGAGAUUUGCAGGCCGUUUUGUUGAUGAGGCUUUCGGAGUUGCCGUUGGAUGGAACUUCUUCAUCUUCGAGGCCGCCCUGGUUCCGUUCGAGAUCGUGGCUUGCAAUUUCAUCAUUCAUUACUGGAGCGAUGCUGUGCCGGCCGCAGCCAUCAUAACCAUUGUCAUAGUUCUUUACGCAGCGUUCAACGUCUUUGCCGUCCAAUGGUAUGGAGAGUCAGAAUUCUGGCUAUCACUAGGAAAGGUCAUACUCAUCGUCGGUGUGCUAUGCUAUACAUUUGUCACCAUGAUUGGCGGAAACCCCUUAGGGGACCGAUAUGGGUUUCGAUACUGGAGGGAUCCUGGAGCAUUCACUACUACUUACAAGACGGGCAGCCUUGGUCUAUGGCUAGGAUUUCUCCAGUGCUUGAUCCUCGCUAGUUUUACAAUCGCAGGACCUGACUAUGUUUCCAUGGCAGCCGGGGAGGCGGAAAACCCGAGGGUGUCGAUGCCAAAGGCUUACAAGGCUGUGUUCUACAGACUGACUGCAUUCUUCAUGCUUGGGAGCCUGGCGAUUGGUGUGAAUGUGCCUUACAACGACAAGACGAUGCAAGAUGCAUUUCUCAAGGAUCUACCAGGUGCCACUGCAUCGCCAUAUGUCAUCUCCAUGCGCAGACUGCAGAUCCGUGUACUCCCAGACAUUGUCAACGCCAUGGUUCUAUCUGCAGCUUUCAGUGCUGGAAACAGCUACGUCUACUGUGCUAGCCGGUGUCUCUAUGGCCUGGCUCUCGAAGGCAAGGCACCUCGCAUCUUCACCCGCUGCGCGAAGAACGGGGUGCCUAUCUACUGUGUGGGCGUUGUAUUGCUCAUUGCACUGCUGAGCUUCCUGCAAGUGUCAAACAGCGCCUCUGUCGUACUGCAGUGGUUCGUCAACCUCGUCACGGCAUCGCAGUUGCUCAACUUCUCUGCCAUAACAUUCACGUAUAUGCGGUUCUACAAGGCACUGAAGGCACAGGGUAUCUCGAGAGAUUCACUGCCGUUCAAGAGUCGAUUUCAGCCUUAUCUUUCAUAUUAUGCCUUUAUUGGGCCUUUUGUCAUGGUCUUUGUUGGGGGAUACCCGGUGUUCUUGCCGGGGAAUUGGAGCCUGCCAACUUUUCUCUUCUCCUAUACAAUGAUUGCGGUAUGCCCCUUGAUAUUCUUGGGAUGGAAGUGGUUCAAGCGCACCAAGUUUUUGAAGCCUGAGGAGGUGGACUUGAUUGAUGGUGUGGAGGAAAUCGAGGUGUAUACCCGGAACUAUGUAGCCACGCCUCCAGGGAACCUGUUUGAGAAGAUUUUGAACUUCAUAUUUUAA
Molecule: messenger RNA, 2034 nt
Organism: Trichophyton benhamiae CBS 112371
Lineage: Eukaryota; Fungi; Ascomycota; Eurotiomycetes; Onygenales; Arthrodermataceae
Exons: 5
Coding region: 1-2034 (677 amino acids)
Biological process (GO): amino acid transmembrane transport
Cellular component (GO): membrane
Molecular function (GO): amino acid transmembrane transporter activity
Source: RefSeq, a predicted model, not a curated record